AGUGUGCCGCUAAAGCUACAGUUUGGGGAAGAAGCAAGCAUUUCCGACACCAAUGGCAGAACCUACAACGGACCAAUUGGCGGAAACUUCAGGUGAGAUUGCGAAAGCGGAGUUCUCGGAUCGUGUCCCGAUCCGAUGGAUAAUUUCUCGGCCGGACGGUGGGGCGGGGCUGGCGGGGAAGACGGCGAGGGUAGGCGGUUGGGUCAAGACCGGAAGGAAGGCCGACAAGGACGCAUUCGCAUUUUUGGAGCUCAACGACGGUUCCUGUCCCGGUAACCUCCAGGUCAUCGUUGAAGCUUCCCUCGGUGACCUUUCCCAAGUUGUCCCCACCGGAACCUGCAUCGUCGUCGACGGCCACCUGAAACUCCCUCCUUCCGGCACCAAGCAGAAGAUAGAGCUCCGCGCCGAUAAGCUCAUCCACGUUGGUCCCGUCGAUCCCGGCAAGUACCCCUUGCCGAAGAUGAGACUCACCCUCGAGUUCUUGCGAGACUUCGUUCACCUUCGUUGUCGAACCAACACGAUAUCUGCAGUUACUCGAAUCAGAGAUGCACUUGCUUAUGCGACGAAAACAUUUUUCCACAAGCACGGGUUUCUUGAAGUGCCCACGCCGAUUAUCACCACGAGUGAUUGUGAGGGUGCUGGUGAGAUGUUUCAAGUCACAACUUUGAUUAAUGAAGUGGAGAAAUUGGAGAAGGAGCUGAUACAGAACCCUCCUCCGACGGAAGCUGACGUAGAAGCUGCCAGGCUUGUUGUUAAGGAGAAAGGGGAGAUUGUUUCCCAAUUGAAGUCUGCUAAAGCGAGUAAGCAGGAAAUUAGUGCUUCUGUGGAUGAACUUAAAAAAGCAAAGGAGAAUCUCUCCAAGGUGGAGGAGAGAUCUCAAGUUAAACCCGGCAUUCCUCACAAGGAUGGAAAGGUGGACUAUGCCCGAGAUUUCUUUGCCCGUCCAGCGUUUCUCACUGUUUCGGGCCAACUUCAAGUUGAGUCCUAUGCUUGUGCUCUUGGUAGUGUGUAUACCUUUGGCCCAACAUUUCGCGCGGAGAAUUCUCACACUUCAAGGCAUUUGGCGGAAUUUUGGAUGGUAGAACCAGAAAUUGCCUUUGCUGACUUGAAGGAUGACAUGAACUGCGCUGAGGCAUACGUGAAAUUUAUGUGUCAGUGGUUGCUUGACAAUUGCUUAGAAGAUAUGGAGUUUAUGGCUGAUAAGUUUGAUAAAGGUUGCAUUGAUCGUUUGAAAAUGGUUGCUUCCACUCCCUUUAUUCGAGUUUCGUAUACAGAGGCAGUGGAAAUUCUAGAGGAGGCCGUGAAGAAUGGUAAGAAAUUUGACAAUGAAGUGAAAUGGGGGAUUGACUUGGCAUCUGAGCAUGAAAGAUACCUUACAGAGGUAAAGUUUCAGAAGCCUGUAAUUGUCUAUAACUAUCCAAAAGAAAUCAAAGCAUUCUACAUGCGGCUCAAUGAUGAUUCUAAAACAGUGGCUGCUAUGGAUGUCCUUGUGCCAAAGGUUGGAGAGUUGAUUGGUGGAAGCCAAAGAGAAGAGCGUUAUGAUGUCAUUCAGCAAAGAAUAAAGGAGAUGGGUCUGCCUCUUGAGCCAUAUGAGUGGUACCUUGAUCUGAGGCGGUAUGGAACUGUGAAACAUGCUGGAUUUGGUCUUGGCUUUGAACGGAUGAUUCUUUUUGCCACUGGCCUGGAAAAUAUUAGAGACGUGAUUCCCUUCCCUCGUUAUCCUGGCAGAGCAGAUCUAUGAUCGUGAUUACCGAUCUGCAAGUGGCUAUUACAAUUUAUUCCAGAAGUAGUUGAGUCAAAAAUUAGAAGGAAAAGUAUUUGUCUUUUCAAACGGACACAAAGUUAUGUCCUUUCAUUUCUUAUAGCUAUGUACUCUGGGAACUAUAUAGUUAUAAUAUUAAAGUUUUUCUUUUUCUUUCCAUAUCUAAAAAGUGUCUGGAGAGAGAGAGAAAAAAAAAACUUUAAUAUUAUAACUAUGUAUUUCCCGGUACAUAAUUAUAAAGGGGUGAAAUGACAUAACUUUGUGUCCUUUAAAAGAACAUUCACUAUAUCCAAAAUCAUAGUAUAAAAAUUUAUCUUGUAGUUUGGUUUUUAACCCAGAGUUACGUUCAUGGUUAUUCUUUCCCUACCUACAUCCUAUUGAAAGAAUACUGAGUUUUAUAAA
Gastrolobium bilobum is the source of this 2164-nucleotide messenger RNA. Its product is annotated as asparagine--tRNA ligase, cytoplasmic 1-like. Gene Ontology annotation, molecular function: asparagine-tRNA ligase activity; nucleic acid binding; ATP binding. NCBI's taxonomy places the organism in Eukaryota, Viridiplantae, Streptophyta, Magnoliopsida, Fabales, Fabaceae. The record is from RefSeq and is a predicted model, not a curated record. Gene Ontology annotation, cellular component: mitochondrion. The transcript has 6 exons. Bases 53 to 1741 code for a protein of 562 amino acids. Gene Ontology annotation, biological process: asparaginyl-tRNA aminoacylation.